AUGCAGCAGAUGCAGCAGAUGCAGCAGAUGCAACAAAUGCAGCAGAUGCAGCAGAUGCAGCAGCUGCAGCAGCUGCAGCAGCUGCAACAGCUGCAGCAGCUGCAGCAGCUACAGCAAACAGAGCAGUGGGCACUCCAUGCUCGUUUGCAGCAUGCAGUGAAACAGAAUCAGCAGAUACACCAACUGCUGAAGCAGGAUGCGCGGCUGAGACUCUCCCGGUGUGGGGUGGGGGCCAAGUUCACAAUUUGCACCGGCUUGCAGUGUGGCCGUUUGACGUCCUUCAAUGAGCUGCGUUGUGGCGUUGUAGCAAUUGUUGUUAGCAGAUCAGCUUCGUCAUGUAUGUUUUUUUUAUACGUUGAAUCACCAGCUGAGUCGUUCCAGGGUCCAUGCAGCGCAUUGUCGACUUGGUCCUCGCAGGCGCCUCGGAUCGACGGCGUCAUUAAGGCGCCGGCCGUGACCCCGGUGGCGCCCGAAUCCCGGCUCCUAGCGGACACCGCUUCCUCGAGGAGUCGGCGCGACUCGCGGCCCAAGUCCGCCGAGCCGCGCGCCCGCGAGGCACUGCCGCGACCACCGCGGCGCGAGGCCAUGUCGAGGUGUUCCUCCGCUUCGCAAAGCCCUCGCUCAGGUCCAACUACGCCCAGGAGUAAGUUUGAGACGUCGCUUCACAGGAGGGAGAGCAAGUUGGGCCAGCCACAGACAGGUGCCAAGGCGAAAGUCUUGAUCAUCCCUCCGCAGGCUGGACAGCCUGCCCGGCCUACCCGGCCUGCUCGGGCUACUCCCAGCCGCUCUAGAGACACCGGAGAAACCGGAGACACCGGAGACAUUGGAGACAUUGCAGACAUCGGAGACAUCCUCCACAGGGAGCACCCGAAAGCGCCGCCACCUUCACCGGGUGCUGGACUCCGAGUCAUCGAUGACAAGGUCCCCGUCCAUCCGGAACCGAGUGCCGCGCCACCGGUGCAGGAUGAAACUCCGCUUCAGCCGCGUCAGGCCAGUGCCCUGGACGAGAACGCGCUCGCAGAAGAGGCCAUCAAAUUGAAAAGCUUUCGAGCGCCCGAAAUCUGUGCUGGAGAAGGGGGCAUGCAAAACAGGAUGCCACGAGUUACUGGCCACAUUGCGAUUGUUGUUCUGCAUAUUGCGGCCUUUUUAGUGGACUUGCAAGAUACCUUGGACCAUUUGAAAAGUCACGGUACUCCACGCGGCUUGUCGAGCAUCGUGUGUAGUUUGUGGGGGAAGCCGGGGGAAGCUAUUCCAAGAAAGCCCGAACUAAAGCAGUCGUGCGCUGAUCGAUUGAGCACUUGCAGGAAGCGGCCCAUUCGCCGAACGAGCCGGAAGUGGAGGCUUUUUCGCACGCUGUUGGAUCGCACCUUCCACGCUGGCUCGAUUGUUCAUUGGAUUCAGGCACAGCUCUUUCCAAGCUGCAAGCCACUUUCCCCGAUCCGCGAGGCAGGUAGUGUGGUGAAAGCUUGCGGUGUCAUCGCAUGCCGGUCAGAAAGCCUGCGUUGGUUCCUUCGAAGCCAUCCUGCAGCCAGCUAA
Messenger RNA from Symbiodinium natans, 1536 nucleotides. Lineage: Eukaryota; Dinophyceae; Suessiales; Symbiodiniaceae. The record is from the annotation of a GenBank genome assembly.